Molecule: messenger RNA, 854 nt
Organism: Argentina anserina (silverweed cinquefoil)
Lineage: Eukaryota; Viridiplantae; Streptophyta; Magnoliopsida; Rosales; Rosaceae
Exons: 4
Coding region: 63-704 (213 amino acids)
Source: RefSeq, a predicted model, not a curated record
ACCCCCAAUCUUCUUCUUCUACUUCACUGAGUGAACUCGGAAGCUCUCUCGCCGAUUCUCCAAUGGCGCUCGCUCACUACUCCGUUGCCGUUCCCGUCGAAGCCGCAAAGCAGCCGAAGACUUCGAUUCUGAAACCGUCUGCUUCUUCUUCCGAGUCUCACUCUUCACUCUUCUUCUCCGCCUCCAAGCCUCGAAGCCUUUCAAUCUCUUCCCGAAUCGGACGUAAACUCAGUCACUUCCACUCUCCGGCGGCUCAGGCCGAGCCGCAGGAGUCUCCGGCCAGCUUGGCCGCGGAGGCUUUCAGUCAAUUCAAGCAUGUGCUUUUGCCGAUCACCGAUCGCAAUCCCUAUCUCUCUGAAGGAACAAGACAGGCUAUAGCUACUUCUGCUGCUUUGGCGAACAAGUAUGGUGCUGACAUUACUGUUGUGGUUAUUGAUGAGAAGGAGAAGGAGUCGAUUCCAGAGCAUGAGACGCAGCUUUCGACCAUCCGCUGGCAUCUUUCUGAAGGUGGAUUCCAAGAAUUUAAGCUGUUAGAGCGACUUGGCGAAGGAGUCAGCAAGCCAACAGCAAUCAUCGGAGAGGUUGCUGAUGACCUGAAUCUGGAUUUAGUUGUCUUAAGCAUGGAAGCUAUUCAUUCCAAGCAUGUGGACGCAAACCUGCUUGCUGAGUUCAUUCCUUGCCCUGUCAUACUUUUGCCAUUGUAACUGUACUCACUUCUUUCCUUUGAUAUUUCACAUGUAUUGUGUAACUCAAGGAAUGACUUUUAGAAAUGCCAGUUUCUUGUGACCGGUUCUUUGACUUAUUUGACUUCGUAGUCUUGUCUAUUCAGAAAAAGAUGAAAUAUUGAUGUUCAA